AUGGCUCGCUCCGGCAGGCUCGGAACCGGCACCGGGCCUAGCCCAUCGGCCCCACUUGCCCCCGACUCAGAACCAGAAACCCCUAUCCUCCCCUCAUCACCCGAGUACGCCGAGCCGCCGGCUGAGCUGCCCCCUUUCACUGGCGACCUCCGCGCCACCUUGGAGGGCUUUUGCGGUCCAUUCGAGUCGCUGCCAAACUCGGAUGAAUUCGGUCGAGCCCUCAGGGAACUCAGGCCGGAAUGGCUAGAUGACGGGUCCAAAGUUGACUCCGGGAUGGUCGCAGUCGCCCUCCUCUGCCGCACCUCAACAACGGCCACCUUUGGCUAUCGGACCUGUUUUCACUUUCCAUAUGAUAGAAACUUCCGCACCAAUUACAGUUUUGCUCAAAGUGCCAUUGCUAAAAGUGUUUUCGGGCAUGUUGGAUACAAAGUUGCUGUACUGUUGGAAUGCAAUGAAAAUUCUGUUAAAUAUUUAAUUAUCUUCCUCGGCAACUUUUCUGACUUUGACCUAUCAGCCAACUGCUUAGCAAUAGUAUAUUGUUUUUGGGCAGCAAAUUCGAAUUUUGAACUAGGACGGGGUGAUAGAACAAGUGAUUGGAAGCCACGACUUAUUCCUAGCCUCAACGAUGUUCGAAUCAUUCAAAUAGCUUGUGGUGGUUACCAUUCUUUAGCUUUAACAGAUAAUGGCAAAGUUCUUUCAUGGGGCCAUGGUGGUCAUGGUCAAUUGGGUCAUCAUUCUAUUCAAAACCAGGGAGUUCCUCUUGUUAUUGAAGCUCUGGCUCAGGAAAAUAUUGUCUUUAUAGCAUGUGGAGGUUCAUCUUCAGCUGCUGUUACAGACACAGGGAAGUUAUUCAUGUGGGGAAAUGCAAGGGAUUGUCAGCUAGGUGUUCCUGGGCUACCAGAUGUUCAACCUUUUCCCAUUGAAGUGAAGUUCCUUAUGGAGGAUGAAGAAUUGGGCCCACAUCAUGUUAUUUCUGUUGCAGUUGGUGCAUCACAUGGCAUGUGCUUGGUUGCAAGACAAUGCCAAUUGCUAGAGGAUUUGCCAUCCAGAUUGUACCAAACACCUUAAUUUAAGAAGCCACAGCUCUCCUAAACUAUUGUGUAUAAACAUCCUAGCUGAGAUUGUAGAGGAAGUCUGCGAUUCAUUAAAAUCUGAGUCCAAGUAGUGCUCCCAUCUAUAGCAAAUAAAUUGGGGGGAAGAAUCCUGGUGAGGAGUAAGAGUCCAUACAAAUUUGAGUGAUCGGCUGCAAUUGAUGUCUGAUGAAACAAAGUAGAAACUGUGGUAUAUAGUGCUGAUAGUGUUGAUGUGCACUUUGGACACCUCCAUGCCAGGGAACGGCGAACCAAAUGUUGCAGAUAUAGUAGGAGAAUUUUUACGGUUUCAUUUUGAUAUUUUUCUUAUGUGAUUGUUGCCCUUGUAAUCACUACUGCAAGGGACAAAUAUGAUCACAGUGCUAUAUCGUAGCCCACAAUCAGGAAACAAGAGUUGAAUAAGUAUUUUUGAGUUUGCUGGUUGAAGACAUACUUGUUUCUGGCAUUCUGUUUGCGGCAUUAAAUUUCAUACACCUGUGCAGAAUGAUAUUUUAUGUCAUUUGCAGCUGGUGCUCAAGAUUCAA
Phoenix dactylifera (date palm) is the source of this 1615-nucleotide messenger RNA. The record is from RefSeq and is a predicted model, not a curated record. Lineage: Eukaryota; Viridiplantae; Streptophyta; Magnoliopsida; Arecales; Arecaceae.